GUAGGAAGCGAGAUUUCGGUCAUUUGCCCAAUGAUUUUUGUGGCGAGGAGGUGGCUGGUUUCGCAUUUUAAAAGACAUUUUAGAAACAUCAUUGGCAUCCAAAAAGACGCAAAGGUGUGUUUCGUCUCGGCAUCUGGCUGUGCUGAUGUGAUGGGUAGCCACAGGAACCAAGGUCAGACGGAGGGUGCCACUUUGGAACGUGUCUACUGUAGAGGGACUCUCACUGAAGUGCUAAAAUAUGGGCCCACGGACCUGUAUGCUGCUGUCAAAAGCCCUAACCCAGCCAGAGCGCUCAUUCUCAUCAUUCCAGGCAACCCGGGUGUUGUGGGAUUUUACAAAACCUUCAUGUGGACGUUGUAUCAGACCUUCAACCGACGAUACCCUGUGUGGGCUGUGAGUCAGGCUGGACAUUGUUCACCUCAAGACACCUUGGACUUAGUUGAAGAUGCAUCAGUGAUGGAGUCGGACGUGUUUGGCCUGAAUGGCCAGAUCGAGCACAAACUGGCCUUCCUCUUCGAGCAUGUGCCCCGAGACAUGCAUGUGGUCCUGAUUGGUCACUCAAUUGGCUGCUACAUUGUGCUGGAGAUGAUGAAGCGAGACCAGGAGUUAAAGGUGCUGAAGUCCAUCAUGCUGUUCCCCACCAUUGAGCGCAUGGCCUGCACCCCCCAGGGCAAGGUCAUGACACCCGUGUUGUGCCAGCUGCGCUACGCUACAUACCUGCCCAUCUUCCUGCUCUCGUUGCUGCCCCGCUGGCUGAAGACCAGCCUGGUGCGGAUGGCACUGCGAGGCUUUCACUCCCUGGACUCAUCCAUUAUCCCAGCAGCUGUCGGCUUGAUCGAUGUGGACUGCGCUGCCAAUGCUAUGUACAUGGGAAGUCAAGAAAUGAAGCUGGUGAAGGAACGAGACAACUCCACCAUUCGGAAGCACCUCCGAAAGAUUAUUUUUUACUACGGAGCCACAGACCACUGGUGCCCUGUGGAGUACUACCAUGAUAUGCGAAAAGACUUUCCAGACGGGGACAUUCGUCUGGCUGAAAGAGAGUUCUGCCACGCGUUUGUCUUAGACACAGGGAAAGAGAUGGCCAACAUAAUAUCAGAGUGGAUCCGUGAUGACCUCAAGGCUCUGUAACCCAGCACUUUGGCUUAUGCAGACUUAAACUGGCCUGGUGUUCCAUGCCCAUUUAUAGGGUUACCAGGCAGACCUUAUCAAGAUAAUUUCAGAGGCCUUCAUUAGGGUGCAGGAACCUGCUGGUUGUCGUUGUACACCCUGUAAAACAUGCACUGUUUAAGUACGUGCGGGACUAAUCUUGCACUUAUUGUGUUAUUUUACAUCACAAGGGCAUGGAAGGUGGACUUUUGAGACAGCAGGGGAAUGCAGCUCUGUCCAAAGGCUAGGCCACAUGUGUCCGGUAAAGCAACAAUCAGGAAUUAUAAAGCACUUAUUUUGUUUUUGUUGCUUAGCACUU
Messenger RNA from Electrophorus electricus (electric eel), 1465 nucleotides. It is a transcript of the gene ldah, whose product is annotated as lipid droplet associated hydrolase. Lineage: Eukaryota; Metazoa; Chordata; Actinopteri; Gymnotiformes; Gymnotidae. Gene Ontology annotation, molecular function: lipase activity. Gene Ontology annotation, biological process: lipid storage. The record is from RefSeq and is a predicted model, not a curated record. Gene Ontology annotation, cellular component: lipid droplet.